Messenger RNA from Symphalangus syndactylus (siamang), 5193 nucleotides. It is a transcript of the gene GAN, whose product is annotated as gigaxonin. Gene Ontology annotation, biological process: cytoskeleton organization. NCBI's taxonomy places the organism in Eukaryota, Metazoa, Chordata, Mammalia, Primates, Hylobatidae. The record is from RefSeq and is a predicted model, not a curated record. Gene Ontology annotation, molecular function: protein binding.
GAGACGGCGGGGAGCGACGGUGCGGGGGCGUCGCGGAGAAAUGACUUCAUGACGCGGCUUCUUAAAGGCGCCGGGCCAGCGCGCCGCGGAUGGCACAGGCGCGUUCCGGGGGCUCCAGCUUCUGCUCAGAGCGCAGAGCCGGGCCGGGCGGGCGCGCGCGCGCGGGACUCGGGCGGCUCGAGGUGUCCGGCCGGGCGGUGUCGGGAGCCGGACCCGCCGGCAGAGGAGCGGGCGCCGCGAUGGCUGAGGGCAGUGCCGUGUCUGACCCUCAGCACGCCGCGCGUCUGCUGCGAGCGCUCAGCUCUUUCCGCGAGGAGUCUCGCUUCUGCGACGCGCACCUAGUCCUCGACGGGGAGGAGAUCCCGGUGCAGAAGAACAUCCUGGCGGCAGCCAGCCCCUAUAUCAGGACAAAGUUAAACUAUAAUCCUCCAAAAGAUGAUGGAUCAACUUAUAAGAUUGAACUUGAAGGGAUAUCGGUAAUGGUUAUGAGAGAGAUCCUGGAUUACAUCUUCAGUGGGCAGAUCAGGCUAAAUGAAGAUACAAUCCAAGAUGUUGUUCAGGCAGCUGACCUGCUACUACUGACGGACCUUAAAACCCUGUGCUGUGAGUUUUUGGAAGGCUGCAUUGCUGCUGAGAACUGUAUCGGUAUCCGUGACUUUGCACUACAUUACUGCCUCCAUCACGUUCAUUACCUUGCCACAGAAUACCUGGAAACUCAUUUCCGAGACGUCAGCAGCACGGAAGAAUUCUUAGAGCUGAGUCCUCAAAAGCUUAAAGAAGUGAUUUCUCUUGAGAAGUUAAACGUUGGCAAUGAAAGAUACGUCUUUGAAGCAGUAAUUCGAUGGAUAGCACAUGAUACAGAAAUAAGAAAGGUCCACAUGAAGGAUGUUAUGUCAGCUCUGUGGGUUUCAGGGUUGGACUCCAGUUAUUUACGGGAACAGAUGCUGAAUGAACCAUUAGUACGAGAAAUUGUCAAAGAGUGUAGCAAUAUACCGCUCAGCCAGCCGCAGCAAGGAGAGGCGAUGCUGGCCAACUUCAAACCCCGGGGCUACUCCGAGUGCAUCGUGACUGUUGGUGGAGAAGAGAGAGUUUCACGGAAACCCACAGCAGCGAUGCGAUGCAUGUGCCCUCUCUAUGACCCUAACAGGCAGCUUUGGAUCGAACUGGCCCCUUUAAGCAUGCCGAGAAUUAACCAUGGAGUUCUCUCAGCAGAAGGAUUUUUGUUUGUAUUCGGGGGCCAAGAUGAAAAUAAGCAGACUCUUAGCUCAGGAGAAAAGUAUGAUCCAGAUGCAAAUACAUGGACAGUAUUGCCACCUAUGAACGAGGCAAGACAUAACUUCGGAAUUGUGGAGAUAGAUGGGAUGCUGUACAUUUUGGGAGGAGAGGAUGGUGAAAAGGAGCUGAUUUCCAUGGAGUGUUAUGAUAUUUAUUCUAAAACCUGGACAAAGCAACCUGAUUUGACCAUGGUCAGAAAGAUUGGCUGCUAUGCAGCUAUGAAAAAGAAAAUCUACGCCAUGGGUGGAGGCUCCUAUGGAAAGCUUUUUGAGUCUGUGGAAUGUUAUGAUCCCAGGACCCAGCAGUGGACUGCCAUAUGUCCACUAAAAGAGAGGAGGUUUGGAGCGGUGGCCUGUGGAGUUGCUAUGGAGCUGUAUGUGUUUGGGGGAGUCCGAAGUCGUGAGGACGCCCAGGGUAGCGAGAUGGUAACUUGCAAGUCCGAGUUCUACCAUGAUGAGUUUAAAAGGUGGAUCUAUCUUAACGACCAGAAUUUAUGCAUCCCCGCCAGUUCCUCUUUUGUUUAUGGAGCUGUACCUAUAGGAGCUAGUAUUUAUGUUAUUGGAGAUCUUGAUACAGGUACCAAUUACGACUACGUGCGUGAGUUUAAAAGAAGCACAGGAACCUGGCAUCACACUAAACCACUCCUUCCAUCCGACCUUCGCCGCACAGGGUGUGCAGCCUUACGCAUUGCGAAUUGCAAGCUUUUCCGCCUGCAGCUUCAGCAAGGCUUAUUCCGUAUUCGUGUUCAUUCCCCUUGAGGAGGAAGCAGAGCAGAGUGCGAGAUCCUGACCCAGGAGCACCAUAACAUAGCUACGAAAGGGAGAGCAGAGAUGGCAGCUGAAACUCACUCUGUGCUGGGCUUUAGUAUGGUAACUCUUUGGUGGUUUUAUGAUGCUUACAAACUUGAGCUUCAGCUCUUGUUUGGGAGAACACGUAACUGUUGAAAAACUACCCGGGAGGAGUGAGUUCCUUCAGUUAGCUGUGGCUGUAGACGAUGGAGGCUAGUAAAUAUCAAAAGGAAAAGGGAGUGGGAAUUGGUAUCAUGUAAAAUAUCAAAGUUAAAAUACUAAGGUGCAUUUUCCCUGAAGGGAACUCAUGUCCGACUGCUGUGUUCAAAUACGUAGCUUUGGUAACAAACAAAAUCCGUAUAUGCAAAUCAACAUAUCCAAACAUGCCAAGACUGCUUUUCCACUGCACUUGGAAGGCUAUAUUAUGCCUAACCCUGCCCAACAAAUUAAGGUUUGUGCCUAAAAUGUUAGAUUGGACUAGAUGCCAGUUAGUCUCCAUUUAUUCCUAGUACUCUAUCCUAAGAAUCUUUUUAAAACUAUAUCAUGAUGAAUUGAAAUGAAGAUAAAAUUGCUCUUUUAUAACUUUAUCUUAAUAAUGUAAAGAUUCAGUAAAUUGAUGAGUCAGGUUGCAGCCCUCAUGUGAACUGAAAGAAGUUGCUCGCUUCUGUGUUGACUUAGAUCAAGACACGUCACGCAUCCUUUCUGGGAUAGUACCUGUGGAGCUGGGAAGGGUCUCCUGCAGUGCCAUUCUGCCUUCUCAAUGAGCAAAACCAUUUUCUAAGUAUGAGGAUAUUAGUGAGUAGGAGAUUUUAUAAAAGAAAGACCUGAGUCAGACAAAUAAUAAAGGUCUGCUAUGGCUAAAAAAACAAAAACGAAAAAGCUAUCCAGACAAAAUAUAUAGGGAUCAAAAACUUUUUCAUAUAACCUGUCUGAAAGCACACAAAGUCUGUUUACUACUGUUUAGGGUUUGGAAGCUCGUCUUAGAAUGCGAAUCUGUGUUAAGAAUCUAGUCUUUGUAAUAGAAGUUUCCCAGUGGCAUUCACUAGUGAGAGUUUUAGACAAAUUAUGUUACGAGUAAAGUUUGGCUGGUAGAAUAAACUACCUCAACUUAAUUUCAUUCUGUUCAUAGUAGAGCAAAUUAAUCUUUUCCUCCUUCCCUCCUUUCCUAUCUCUCAUUCCCACCUCAACUCACUUUACCCCACUUUUCAUUGGGGGAAAAAUGUCUUUCGUUCGUGGAACAUAUCUUGUAAGAUAUUUUGUUUUCCACUUGAAUUACACCACCCUAGUGUGAAAUCGGGGACAUCAAAGUGCUUGAUUACUUCCUAAAUUGAAUUUUAUGCAAUGUCAAAUUUCUAAUCAAUUUAAUAUACAGUACUUCAUUUUUAAUUGUUUUCUAAAAAAAAUAGCUUUUUUUCCUUUUGGAAUAUGGCUGUAAUAAGCAGCAUUUUGUCUUAUUAACACAUGUAUAAAGGUAUCCUUUGGUUUUAAGUCAAGAACAGGAAUUUCUUCUAGAAACUUCCUGUAUGGAACGUUUGUAUGCAAUUAACAUGCAUAUGAAAAACAUCACUUACAUUCUCCCACCCAUAGAUUUAAAAAAGGGUGACCUAACUGUGAUUUUUUUUCUUAUACCUGCUGGAAGUCAGUACAAUGCUACAAAAGUUGCUGAAAGAUGCUAUGCCUAUGGGGUUCUAGAGAGUGUUGAGUGUGGUACAUUAACUCUCCAUUUUAGCCAGAAGAUACCUGAUAAGAGAAAGUGUAAGGUUUUUAUCUUACAUACCAGAGGCACCAGGCCAGAUGUGCCACACAGUCAUGUAAUUCAAUCAUGUUUAAUAUGUCAGUCAAAACCAAGUUCAGAAUUGUUUUGUGUACCAGUCAGCUGUUGCCUGCACAUUUUCGUAGUGACAGUGUGGAGAUCUUUUAAUGAAAGCAAACUAUGUGGCCUCUGCAAAGAAAGGAAGAUUUUUCUUUUUACAACUAGAUAUUAGUUUUAGAGGAAGCAAAUAGCUGAAAAACUAAAUUUGCUUUGGUGAAAUAUCCUGUACAGAACAGUACCUUGGCAUUCAGCAGCUGCAACUGGGGAACAUUAAAACAGUAACUGACAUCCAGUUAAAGCCACGAUCGUCAGCAAUUCUCCUUUUUUAAUUUCUGACAUUUAAAAGUUUUUUUUCCAGUCUACACCAGGCCUCUCCAAGGAGACAGUUCAUUAUUUAGGAGUGAAUGUGUUCCUCUUGCAAUAUUAUCAGUACCUGCAUGACUUGGUAAAUUCAUUUUAUAAAAAUAGUGUUGUUAUUUUUUUUUAAUUUCAGUUCAUUGACACUAUAACUGCAGAAAUUAGAUAAUGUUUUAUAAAAUAAAUUCGCCACAUAAUAUGGGAUGCAAUAACCAACAAAGCUGCUAAGUGCCAAACUGUUAUUUUACUAUAUAUAAAUAUUAAAAUAUUGUGUUGAAGUAUAGGGAUGUAUUUAAUUUUACUAUGCUCCAAAAUUAAUCAUGACUCUUUUGUAAAUUAUAGUUAUUUCAGUAUUGUAAAAUAAAUUUUGACUCAUUUCAUGCAGGUUUGUGUUUUAACAUUCCACUUAUGCCUUGAAACAUCAUUUCUUGAUAACUUUUUGAUACUUCUUUCUUGAUAAGGCAGUUUUACCAGGUGUGUGUUGGAAUUGGUGGCUCAGGAUAGGUCUUAAAUUUUAAAUACAAAUAUCUUUGGGGGAAGUGCAAUUUAUUUUCAGAAGGAAAGUUGUCUCAGGUUAGAAUAAGUAAAUAUUUAAAGAAUCUCUCCUAGGCUGCAGUCUAAAUUAGGUAGUUUGUUUCUUUGUUUAGCAUAUCCAAAUUUAGAUUUUUCAAAGAUUUAAGUGUUUAUUUAAAGUGUUUUUUGUUUUGUUUUUGAUAGUGCUUAUAUGCUGUGAGAAGAAAAAGUGUGAGAGGUGAGUGAGUGAAUGAGCGUACAUGUGUGUGUGUGAUGCUAUUUGACCUGAUAAAUGUAUUUGUAUGUGUUUACUUUUUGAAUUGUAGUUCUAAACUACAUAUAUUACUGUCUCCUGGUGCUUCAGAUAAAUUCUUGAGCCUGUUGACCUUCAGUUUAUACUACUGUGUCAAACUCAUAUUGAGUGUAAAUAUUGAAAUAUUUGUAGUU